Baudoinia panamericana UAMH 10762 is the source of this 1413-nucleotide messenger RNA. RefSeq lists its product as uncharacterized. Bases 294 to 1319 code for a protein of 341 amino acids. The transcript has 3 exons. Gene Ontology annotation, molecular function: zinc ion binding; DNA-binding transcription factor activity, RNA polymerase II-specific. Gene Ontology annotation, biological process: regulation of DNA-templated transcription. The record is from RefSeq and is a predicted model, not a curated record. Lineage: Eukaryota; Fungi; Ascomycota; Dothideomycetes; Mycosphaerellales; Teratosphaeriaceae.
AGCAUACUGUCAUGGUUAUAGUGCGUCCGAUUGCGAGAAGACAGGUGCGCGCUCACGAUGUGGCUCAGCACCCACUUCCUGGGUGCAAAAAGUGUGUACGUAUGUGUACGAGCAGUCUACAAUAUAAUGCACAGGACGCCCUCAAAGCAGCGGCAUGUGGCGUAGAACUCUCUGUGCAGAGAAGAACGGCAGGUCUGUAUCAGAACCGUUGUGAACGCAGCAUGACCGGCAGUAUUGGAUCUGGAGCCCAACACACCGUGACAUCAGGCUUCUUCACCAGCCUCCACUGAGACAUGGUUUACACAGGCAAGCCGAGUCUUGGUUGCGAGGAAUGCAGAAGAGCGAAGAAAAAGUGUGACCAAGCACUCCCAUCAUGCGGGCGUUGCGUGAGACUUGACAAGAUUUGUGGAGGCUACCGCGAUCUCAAUGAGCUGAUGUUCCGGGAUCAGAGCUCGAGCGUUGCGCGACGAGCUAGUCAACAGAGCGAAGCUGGACCAUCUACGCGGCAUCCGAGUCCAAAAAAAGAGGCCACAGCUCGAGACUUCUUCUUCAACCACUUCGUGACCGCAACGCACCUUUCCUUCCUGGAGAAGAUGAGCCUUGACGAUCAUCUGUUGAAACCCAUCCUCGCAUGUGGAACCUUAGCUCUCGCAAACCGGAACAGCGAUCAACCGGCCAGGGAGAAAGCUCGACGGUAUUACAUCGAAGCAAUAACCACCAUUAAUGCGGCUCUGCGGCACGUGAGGCGAGUCAGAGAGGACGCUACCUUGGCGGCUGUCCUACUCCUCGGUAUCUUUGAAUGGCUCAACUGGGAACCAGGCGGAUCAUCCCAAGACUCCUGGAGGCAUCAUGUUCAAGGGUCGUCCCAGGUUCUGCAAAUGCGAGGCCGCAAUCAGUUGAGGAGUGCUCAGGGCAGAGCGAUGUUCCGGGAGGUGCGGUCUAGCAUUAUACACAACGCCUUAACAUCGGAGAUAGAGGUGCCGGAGUAUGUCAUUCAGUGGACGCAGAGUCUGGACGAUGAGCCAAUCGGCGCCACCAUAGAUUCACUGACAUUGCUUGCAUGCCGGAUGGCUUCCAUCAGGACUGCAUUCCGGACGGGUAGCGUGACCGAUGAAGAGCUCGCCGAACGCACUGCGGAGUUAGAGCAGGACCUCCUCAGCUGGUCUGAGGACACUCUAUCAGGUAAGCCGAAUCUCAGCGCACAAUCUCAGCAGCAGGUCACGACGUGGCCUCGUACGAUAGAUCCCACAGAGUACCAUAUUAACAGAUACAUCGCGCAGCCGGCUCGAUCUGUUCCUUCCAUAACAUCACCGACCUAGAUGCUCCGUCAGCAUGGAACGGCACUCGGCACGAGUACGGCAUACCGCAAGCUCACAGAUUCUGGAACACGUGGCGAAGUCUACGCAUCCUUUU